AUGCAGGCAAUUAAAAACUUGAUCUCUUUUCGUACUGUAAAAUCAAUACUUGCGGCUCUCAAAAUAACAUUUCUUCUUUGCAAAAACUUAGAUGUAGUCAUUAACACACCCAUCGGAAAGAUUGCCCAUGGUGCCAACAUAUUAGUCAGUUGGGAACUCACAGGACCCACGCCAAUGAUUCUUGGCUCUCUGCGUAUCCAGAACAAAGACACUGGUGAAUCCAUGAACAUUAAUGAUUCACUCGACUUAUCAAUUCGCAGACUUCAAUGGAGGGUAAGCGUAUCCCCUGGAACUUAUAUCCUCGCCAUUAAUGAUGGUAGUGGUGAAAAAUUCUCUGGUGAGUUUCAAGUUGUUCAAGGAAAGUCCCUCGGCAAAGGGGACAGCAGGGGCAAUAUGAAUGUAAGGGAAGGUACGACCAUUAGUCCGGUGCAAGGCAAAUUAAAUGAUCCGAGCAAUUCGAAACCACAAGGACCAGGGAUUUCCUUUGCUAAACCCGAGAGAGUCACCGCGACUGUUACAGCCAUGGCCCCUACGAAAACGGGAAAGAGUUCUGAUUAG
This is a messenger RNA of Acaulospora morrowiae, 558 nucleotides long. NCBI's taxonomy places the organism in Eukaryota, Fungi, Glomeromycota, Glomeromycetes, Diversisporales, Acaulosporaceae. The record is from the annotation of a GenBank genome assembly.